AAUCACGUGAGCUAUUCUGAUAGGCUAAAAAGUAUGUAACAAAGUUCGCUAACUUCGAUUUAACCAAAACAUAAACAUUUGUUAAGCCAUGAUGAAAACAUUAAGUGGAGUAAUUUUGUUCGCACUAUUAGUGUCCACUACAAAUGGUCUGGUGUUUUCCAGUAUAAGUCAUUAUUUUAAUCAAUUUUUCCAAUUUUUUGGUGAUGAACAUUUUUCUUCUAUAAAAAUUGAUCCAGAAGUAAAUAUGAACGCUGCCCAAUUGAUAAGAAGUAAAGGAUAUCCAUGCCUAGAAUACAAAGUUCAAACCUCGGAUGGUUUUCUUUUGGGCCUACAAAGAAUACCUUAUGGCAGAAAGGAUCAUGGGAUGAACAAAAAUAGACCAGUUGCCUUUCUCCAGCAUGGUUUAUUGACUGCUUCCACUAAUUGGAUAACUAAUCUUCCUAAUGAGAGUUUUGCAUUUAUACUGGCUGAUGCAGGUUAUGAUGUUUGGCUUGGAAAUAUGAGAGGUAAUACUUAUUCACGAGAACAUGUAAAAUAUUCUGUCGAUAGCGAUGAAUUUUGGGACUGGACUUGGUACGAAAUGGCAGCCUAUGAUCUUCCAGCAAUGGUCAAUUUUGCUACAAAAACUUCAGGUCAAAAAGAUUUGUACUACAUUGGCCACUCUCAGGGGUCACUCAUCGGAUUUACUCAGUUAUCUAGAGAUAAGGAAUUGGCAAAGAAGAUUAAGCUAUUCGUGGCUUUAGGACCAGUAGCUUAUUUGGGUCAUAUGAAGAGUCCCCUCAAGUACUUGGCCUGGUUCGCCCCAGAAAUGCGUGAUAUCUUCAAAAUAUUUGGAGUUCGCGAUUUUAUGCCGAACGAUGCACUUAUGAAAUUUUUAGCUCGUUUUGUUUGUGAUUCUAAAACUAGAGUAUUUUGCGAGUGCUUCAUCUUCUUAAUAUCAGGCUUUGAUGCUAAGCAAUUGAAUGAUUCUCGAUUACCUGUUUAUGUAGCUCAUGCGCCAGCAGGAACGUCUGUUAAGAAUAUGGUACAUUUCGCCCAAAUGUAUGAAACAGGAAAGUAUCAAAACUUUGAUUACGGAUCUCCCGAAAAGAAUCUAAAGCACUAUGGUCAAAGUUAUCCACCACAAUUCUACCCAGAAAACAUUACCACACCUAUUGCUCUCUUCUCUGGAAGAGAUGAUUGGUUAGCUGAUCCUAGAGAUGUACGUAAACUGAAGAGAAGACUAAACACUAUUGAACAUUACUCAAUGAUCGAUGAUUGGGAUCAUCUGGAUUUCAUAUGGGCAAUGGAUGCGAAAAAAGUGAUGAUAUUUGAGUCUAUUCCAUUGGCAGAAAUAACAAAACAUAAAUUAUAUAACGCUAAAUCGGAAGAAAAGUUUAUGGAGAAAACAUCUAUCUCUAAUCCUCCAAAAGGGAUCGGAGAAGAGGAAACAAAAUAUAGAGUUUUAGCUCAAUGCGGUUUUAAAGUAAAGGAUACCUUAGGUUCAGGCAGCUAUGCUGUUGUUAAAUCUGCAUUUUCAGAGAAACAUAAUCGAGAAGUUGCUAUAAAGAUUAUAUCAAGGAAGAAAGCUCCUCCAGACUAUUUACAAAAGUUCUUACCAAGAGAAUUAGAAGUUGUAAGGAUAUUAAAACAUCCUAAUAUUGUAACAUUUUAUCAGGCUAUUGAAACUGAUAAAAACACAUAUUUAGUUAUGGAAAAAGCCGGUAAUGGGGACUUACUAAGUGAAGUUAGACAGCAAAAAUUUAUAAAAGAACCCCAAAGUGGCAUAUGGUUUUGGCAGUUGGUAGAUGGAAUUGAAUAUUGCCAUAAUCACCAAGUUGCUCAUAGAGACUUAAAAUGUGAAAAUUUACUUUUGGACGAUAGGCAAAAUAUUAAAAUAACAGAUUUUGGAUUUGCCAGAGGAAGUAUCUCCAGUAGGAAUGUACUUAGUGAAACAUACUGUGGUAGCUAUGCUUAUGCUCCACCAGAAAUCUUAACAGGUCAGCCUUAUCAUCCUUUUAUGGCUGAUAUUUGGUCUAUGGGUGUUGUAUUAUAUAUUAUGGUAAUGGGAAGACUUCCCUUUGAUGAUACGUGCCAUCAAAAGUUACUUAAAGAGGUUAAAAGAGGACCAAUUUUCCCCGAAAAUCGAGGUGAUUGUGGUGUUGAUUGCAGAGCUCUAUUGUUAAAAAUCUUAGUAAAGCGUGAACAACGAUUAAACAUACACGAAAUUAAAUCUGACAACUGGGUGGAAAAGUACCGAGAUCAGACGAUAGCCAGGCGAAAAAACAACUAG
This is a messenger RNA of Dimorphilus gyrociliatus, 2272 nucleotides long. NCBI's taxonomy places the organism in Eukaryota, Metazoa, Annelida, Polychaeta, Dinophilidae. The record is from the annotation of a GenBank genome assembly.